This is a messenger RNA of Durusdinium trenchii, 2199 nucleotides long. NCBI's taxonomy places the organism in Eukaryota, Dinophyceae, Suessiales, Symbiodiniaceae. The record is from the annotation of a GenBank genome assembly.
CCCGACCGUCUGAAUCUCUGCCAUCACGGCCCACCAAUGCCGCGCCAUGACCCAGCGUGACGAUGCAGGAGGCGGAGCCGCCGUUGCCACCUCCGCCCCAGCCACCGCCUGAGGAGCCUCCUCAACCUCAGCCCACCGGCUUCGCGUGCGCGCCCUCCCGACCAGCAGGGCUGUUGGUGCAGAAUGCCCUGCGCCCGGAAUGCAGUGUCGACUUCCCCCAGAUUACCGAGAUUUGCGAGAGGCUGGAGAUGCAGCCUGGGGAGCUGAAGGGUGCCGUCGCGGUGCUGAAGGAGGCCCUCAAGGAUCCGAGGCAGCCGCUGCGGGUGAAGCUGAAAGCCCUCACCAUUGCCAACGAGAUGCUGUACAACCCCCGGGCAGUCCAGGAGUUGGCCUUGGCCGAGGGCUUGCGCGAAGCCUUGGAGACUUUGCGGCAAACCCGUGGGGGUGAGCUGGGCCCUGCCAUGGACGAGAAUGUCCGGAUGUUGGCCACAGAGGUGGAGGCCCGCUGCUUCGAAAAGCCCAAGGACGGCUGGAGCUCCUUCACCAAGGCCAUGUCAUCGGACUUCGAGAAGGCUCGACGAUUGGCGAAGAAGAACUCUCAGCACUUGUGGCAGAAAGCCGAGAAACACCUGGAGAAGGCUGAAAAGGCCUUUGAAAAGGGUGCGACCAAGCUCAUGCAGGAGGCGGAAAACAUGCUGGUGGGCCCUGGCCCAACCGAUGAAGGGGCGGAGCGGGCGGAGCGGGCGGAGCGACUGGCUCCGGCGCGGCGAAAUGGCCCGGCACUGACUCAGGAGGAGGAAGAGCUCCAGUGGGCUCUCCGUGCGUCCCUGGUGGAAGCGCAAAGGUCCAGGAAAGAAGCGCCCAAAGCAGAGCCAGGUCGCUCGGUGACGAGUCGCAGCGGUCAGGAACCCAAACACCGCUGCAAGGCGAUGGAGGCUCAACUGUCUCAGCAGUUGGCGCUGCAAGCGAAGAGUGCCAAGGAGGUCUUUGUGCUCAACGCCAAGCUCGAGGAGGCCAACGAGGUGGCUGAAAGCUUGGCGUCGGAGCUCUCCGAGGCCGAAGUAGAACUGGCAAUCUUGAAACAACGGCGGCAAGCCCUGGAGGAAGAGCUCGCGAUGGCCCGAUCACUGGAGGCCUGUGAUGAGGCAUCCUUGCGAUGCAGGGUGCAGAAGCUCGAGUUGGAGCUCAGCCAAACCUCGCACGAAGCGCGGCCUGGGCUGGGGCCAAUUGCCAAAGAGGAGGACUUGGUGGCAGAGCCCGCAGAGCAUGCUCGUCUCCCUUCUACAGAAGCGAAGGCGGAAGACGCUCAGGUCCAGCAGGAUUCCCCAUCAACCGUGGAAGUGGCUCAGGACCCUCCACCAGAGCCGGCAGAAGCUAGCAUGGCUUUUUCCGAAGCGAAGGUGGAAGAGCCAGAGGUCAAUGCAAAUGCGGCAGAUCGUCCCCAACAUGAGGAGGACCCUCCACCACAGCCGACAGAAGCUAGUGUCGUUUCCGCCGAAGCGAAGGUUGAAGAGCUAGAGGUCAAAGCUCUUGUGGCCGAUCCUCCCCAACACGAGGAGGACCCUCCACCACAGCCGACGGAAGCUAGUGUCGUUUCUGCCGAAGCGAAGGUUGAAGAGCCAGAUGUCAAAGCUGUUGUGGCAGUUCCUCCCAAGCACGAGGAGGACCCUCCACCACAGCCGACAGAAGCUAGUGUCGUUUCCGCCGAAGCGAAGGUUGAAGAGCCAGAGGUCAAAUCAGUUGCGGCAGAUCCUCCCAAACACGAGGAGGACCCUCCACCACAGCCGACAGAAGCUAGUGUCGUUUCCGCCGAAGCGAAGGUUGAAGAGCUAGAGGUCAAAGCAGUUGCGGCAGAUCUGCCCAAACACGAGGAGGACCCUCCACCACAGCCGACAGAAGCUAGUGUCGUUUCCGCCGAAGCGAAGGCUGGACAGGUUGAAGAGCCAGAGGUGAAAGAAGUUGCAGCAGAUCCUCCCAAACACGAGGACUCGCCGGCAGCUGGCGAGUGAAGCCCAAGUGCAGCCGAUGUUAAUGCGAUGUCCACAGGAUGGGGUCAUUGGGCAGAACUUGGCUUGGCUGAUCCCGAUUGCUUUUAAUCAACCGCUGAUUCGCUGCUGAUUGGCUUAUUGGCUCGACUCCACUUUGGCGGAUCCUGUGGCCAGUGUUGAUGCCACCCUCUGAGGAGCUCUUCGUUUUCCC